AUGCUCUCCGUCCCCCACUACACGGCGGCACACGUGACCGCGCUCCGCCGUGCAAUUCCACUGUGCGCACAGCGUGCCGUUCGCGCCUACUCACAGGCGCCCCUGCGCGUGCCCAUCUCGCUGCCCAACGGCAUCUCUUACAACCAGCCCACGGGUCUUUUCAUCGACGGCCAGUUCGUGGCCUCCCACCAGCACAAGACCUUCGAGGUUCUAGACCCUUCCACCGAGGACGUGGUCACCCACGUGUACGAAGCACGUGAGGACGACGUCGACCUCGCCGUCGCAGCCGCGCGUCGUGCCUUCGACAACGAAUGGUCUGUCGCGGACCCGGCUUUCCGGGCCCGCUGCCUGUACCGCCUUGCUGACCUCAUCGAGCGCGACGCAGAAACGCUCGCAGGCAUCGAGUCUCUAGACAACGGUAAGUCUUUGCUGUGCUCGCGCGGCGACGUCGCGCUCGUGUCCCGCUAUCUCCGCUCUUGCGCCGGCUGGGCCGACAAGCUUUUCGGCCGUGUCAUCGAGACCGGAACGGAUCACUUCUCUUACACCCGCCGCGAGCCGCUCGGCGUCUGCGGCCAGAUCAUCCCCUGGAACUUCCCGCUACUGAUGUGGUCGUGGAAAAUCGGCCCCGCACUCGCAACCGGUAACACCGUCGUUUUGAAGCCCGCCGAGGCUACGCCCCUUUCUGCGCUUUACGCCGCCCAGCUCGUCAGCGAAGCCGGCAUCCCCGCAGGUGUCGUCAACAUUAUUCCCGGAUUUGGAAAGAUCGUCGGUGAGCGGCUAUGCGCUCACCCCAAAGUCAGCAAAAUUGCUUUUACCGGAUCAACGGCAACCGGCCGUCACAUCAUGAAAGCCGCCGCAGAAACCGUGAAGAAAGUCACUCUGGAGCUCGGCGGCAAGUCCCCUAACAUCGUCUUUGGUGACGCGGACCUAGACAAGGCCGUGCGCAACAUCGCAUUUGGUAUUUUCUACAACUCGGGCGAAGUGUGCUGCGCUGGAUCCCGUGUCUACGUGCAGGACACCGUCUACGAGGAAGUCUUGGAGCGCUUCAGGGAAUAUGCCGAGGGUUUGAAGGUCGGCAACCCAUUCGAAGAUGGUGUGUUCCAGGGCGCCCAGACCUCCCAGGUCCAAAUGGACAAGAUCUUGGAAUACGUCGGUAUCGGAGAAAAUGAAGGUGCACGGGUUGUGAGCGGCGGUGUCCGUUCGGGCGACCGCGGCUACUUCGUGAAGCCUACCAUUUUCGCAGACGUGCGCGAGGACAUGCGUAUCGUCCGUGAGGAGAUCUUUGGCCCCGUCGUGACCGUCUCCAAGUUCUCAACUGUGGACGAGGUGAUUUCGAUGGCCAACGACUCCGAGUACGGACUAGCCGCCGGUAUCCACACACGUGACGUCAACAAAGCCAUCAACGUUUCCAACAGAAUCAAGGCCGGAACCGUAUGGAUCAACACCUACAACAACUUCCACGAGAGCGUGCCCUUCGGUGGGUUCGGACAGUCCGGUAUUGGCCGUGAGAUGGGUGCCGAGGCGCUCGACAACUACACGCAGGUGAAGGCCGUGCGCAUGGCGAUCGAGGCUGUCGAGAAAUAG
This is a messenger RNA of Lachancea mirantina, 1584 nucleotides long. The record is from the annotation of a GenBank genome assembly. Lineage: Eukaryota; Fungi; Ascomycota; Saccharomycetes; Saccharomycetales; Saccharomycetaceae.